This is a messenger RNA of Eurytemora carolleeae, 3009 nucleotides long. RefSeq names its product wee1-like protein kinase 2 (gene Wee1). The coding region runs from base 103 to 2286 and encodes 727 amino acids. The transcript has 14 exons. Gene Ontology annotation, biological process: protein phosphorylation. Gene Ontology annotation, molecular function: protein kinase activity; ATP binding. Lineage: Eukaryota; Metazoa; Arthropoda; Copepoda; Calanoida; Temoridae. The record is from RefSeq and is a predicted model, not a curated record.
AUUUUCCACUUUUUAUAAUCAGUCUGUUAGAAACUGUAGUAGUGGAAGGUCAUCCCAAAUUUAACACAGACAAGUGUUCUUUCUGUAACAGUUUAUUAAAACAUGUCAUUGUUUAAACCGUCAGGUCGCAGGCGACUGAAAGACAACUCAAAUUUUACCCCCGUGAACAAAAAACUUAACUUUAAUUUGGACGAUUCAGAUCUAGAGGUCCUAAAAACACGUGAUACGGGAUCACUUCUAGAUCAUCCACAGUUUGAUAUGGAGCUGGAUGAAUUUCAACUAGAAGAAUCUGAAAAUUUCUCUCCUUGUCGAACACGAUCUGGGUGUGUCUAUGAGUCUGGUAGGAAGAAACGCAAAUUUAGAACAUUCUCUAAAUCGACGAAAAAAUCCUUGGAUGGCCGAACUCGAAGCUCUUCGGGUCAGAGUGGAACUGGAUCUGUCGCCGAUUGUUCUGAGAACGGGUCAGAAAACAGUGAUGACAAUAUUGGUGAAAGUGAACACUGUGAUAGGCUGGACUUUUUCGGGGGCCCUGACCCCCGGUCCCCCCCUCCUCUCAACUAUGUCAAAAACCCAGUCUCAAGGUUUUCUUUUCCCCGCGAGAGAAAACACCGUCAUGAUAUUCCGUCUUCUCCGAUCUCUCAUCAUCAAACACUUGAUCAUGAUCUUUCUUCACCUGUUCAAAAGACGUGGGGAGGAUUAGAACCUGAUUCUCCCACCUUAUCCUUCUCCCCGCCGACCAACCCUAUGCGCGCAAUGCGUCUGUUCGACGUUUUAUCCUCUCCAAACACUGCGUGCGCGCUGACCUCCCCCCGGUCAACUCCAAGAGCACAUUUUAUGAAAUCAAGAUUAUUAUUUGAAGAAGAUGGAGAACAUAGACGGGCUAGUCUUCCAAAUCCUCAGAUUCUUGAAUGCGACAGCACGACGAAUUCCGGUAGAAAGAACAAAUCCGCAAAUAUUAAUCCUUUCACCCCCGCAGCUAUGCUCGCAGCAAGCAAGAAGAGAAGUCGGAGCAAGCGAUCUAUAAACUCAUCAAUGGGUUCCAGUCGUGAGGAACUGCAGGCUAGCCUGGAUAGUAUGGAGGGUAGUGAGGGAGAGGAGGAUGAGGAGGGGAUGGACAACCAUCAAGCUAAACGUGUCAGAGUUUCAGAUAUCAAUAUCACAAGGUAUACUGAAGAAUUCCUGGAAUUGUCAGAGAUCGCUAGCGGUCAGUUUGGAACUGUUAAACUCUCCAGGCAUCGUCUGGACGGAAUAGUUUAUGCAAUUAAAAUUAGCAAACAUCCACUUAGGGUGAACAGUCACGAUGAGAAGAUGGCGAUGAACGAGGUGUUCGCGCACGCGGCUCUCAUGAAGCACAAGCAUGUCGUUAGAUAUUAUAAUUCAUGGGUAGAGAAAGGACAGGUGUACAUCCAGAACGAGUACUGUGAGGGAGGAAGCCUGCAGAACCGUAUCCAGGAGUUCAAGAAUAGUGGGACCAGGUUCUCAGAGCAGGAGCUUAAGAAGAUGAUCAUGCAUGUGGCUAAGGGUUUGCAGUACAUUCAUAGUAAACAACUUGUUCAUCUGGAUAUAAAACCUGGAAAUAUAUUCAUCUCUUUAGAAUACUCAACACCCUCUCCUAAUAGAACGGCUGAACAUAGUACCGAUUCCGGAGCUGCCAGUGGUGAUCAUUCUCCGCCCCCAUGCAGGGGGGAGGUGGAGGAGUCCUCCAGCUCUCCAGGGGAGGGGGAGAAGGUUCACUACAAGAUAGGAGAUCUAGGACAUGUUGCCUGUAUACACGGUGGAGAAGUUAGUCCUGAAGAAGGAGAUUGUAGAUACAUGGCUCCAGAGUUUCUAGAAAUGGAGAUUGAGCGACGUAGAUUACCCAAAGCCGAUAUUUUCAGCCUUGGAUUAACAGUGUUCGAAGCUGCCAGUCUGAGAACGCUUCCAAGGAAUAGUCAAGAUGAUCCUGAUUAUGAGAAAUUAAAACGAGGAGAGCUCCCUUACCUUGAUCAGUAUUCAAGAGAGUUCAAUCAACUUCUCAAGAGUAUGGUUCACCCUGAUCCUGGUUCUAGACCUAGCUCUACCCGUCUCCUCGCCAACUCUUCCCUCAACCCCUCAAUGAACAAGAGUAGGUCCCAGCUCUACAAGGAGCUGAGGGAGGCCAAGGAGAAGGUUGCCCUCCUGGAGAAGAUUAUUGUAAACACACCCCGAGAUAUGGCCCAGAAUAAGGAGAAUAACGAACCUGGACGCAAGGUCGCGAAGCGCCUGAUAGGUAGAGGAACAGCCAAAUCCAACUCUUGUCUGUUAUAGACCUGUACCAAGGGAUUCAAAUACGAUCCGUCAAUUGGAAUUCUCGUGUCAAGAUUGAAGAACGCUUAUAAUCCACUUCCUCAUUGUGACAUCUGGAUUUAAAGUUGUUAAGGGUCGACUCCUGACCAAUUGUGGCGACUAAGCUGAUCCAUCCGUUCAAAAUUUGUUCAGAAGAAACUAAUCCCUUCAAACCUUCCACUCUGCACUCAGUCGAAAAAUCAAAUAAAUUUUAUGUCGUAUAAAUUAGAUAUAACGGCAUUGCCUGAUCAACGUCACUGUAGCCGGGCAGCGCCGUGAUUACAAUAACCUUAAACCGUCUUCCUCGACAUUCAUAUUUAUACUCUUCUUCUUCUAUCUCUUUCUAAUGUAUGCUGCUUCUAUCACGUUGUAAAAUAAAUUGCCUCGCCGCAGACGAAAAUUUCAAGUUUUGAUUUGUAAUCUGAACUACUGACAAUUCCAAUCCGGCGCUAAUGACUUCAAUGGAUCAACAGCAUUUUAUUCAUAUUUAUUUGUCUUUCAAAAUUAUAUAAUGUUAUGACCAAUUGUGAUUUAUUUGUAAACAUCUCGCUAUGUUUUAUUCACCUUUUUUAUAUUUGGACACCGUCGAUGGUUUAGAAAUUCUAUGGUUCACUGAGCUCCUGAAAUUAGGAUGAACUCGGGGAUUUCUGGUCCACCGACACUUGUUUUAUUAUUUAUUGAUUUGAUUAAAUAUUUGUGUAAUAA